AUGGUUAAUUUCUCCCAAAGAUUGGGCAAGCUCUCUCCGUAUCCGUUCGUCGAGAUAUCGCGCAUCAUUGCCGAGAAGCGGGCCGCCGGAGUGGACGUGGUGACGUUUGGAAUCGGAGACCCCGACAUUCCUACGCCGCAGCACAUCAUCGACCGCCUGUUGACCGCCUCUGAAGACCCGUCCAAUCACCGCUACCCGGAGACGGACGGCCUGCCCGAGAUGCGCCGGGCGAUUGCUCAUUGGUACAGACAACGAUUCGACGUUGACCUUGAUCCCGACACCGAGGUAUUGCCGUUGAUCGGCGCCAAAGAAGGCAUCGGACACGCGGCUUUUUGCUUCCUGGAUCCCGGGGAUAUUGCGCUGGUGCCCGACCCGGCCUAUCCAGUUUAUUCGGUCGGAACCAUGUUCGCCGGCGCAGAGAGCUACGUUAUGCCGCUGUACGAACGUAACGGAUGGCUGCCCGAACUGGACGCCAUCCCCAAUGAUGUCGCGCGCCAGGCCAAGGUUAUGUGGCUGAACUACCCCAACAACCCGACCAGUGCGGUGGCGUCCCAGGAAGAUCUGGAAUCUGCGAUGCGCUACUGCCGGGAGCACGAUAUCGCGUUGCUGCACGACGCCGCUUACUCCGAGGUUGGCUACGAAGGAUACCGGGCCGGCAGCCUGUUGCAGAUCGACGGGGCUAAAGAUGUCGGGCUGGAGUUCCACUCCCUUUCCAAAACCUACAACAUGACCGGAUGGCGUAUGGGCAUGGCCGUAGGCAACGCCGACAUGAUAAAAGCCUUGUUCCAGAUCAAAGCCAACCUGGACUCAGGGGUACCGCAGGCCAUCCAGGAGAUGUCGAUUGAGGCGCUGACGGGCUCUCAGGACUGUAUCGACGAGAAUGUGGCCAAAUACACCUGGCGCCGCGAUCGGGUGCUCCAGGCCCUGACCCGCAUGGGCCUCAAGGUGGACGUACCACGGGCCAGCCUCUACAUUUGGGCGCCGGUUCCGGAGGGGUUUACCUCCGCCGAGUUCGCAGCUCGCCUGCUGGAAGAGACCGACAUCGUCGUCACCCCCGGGUCGUCCUACGGGCAAUAUGGCGAGGGCUACAUCCGAUUGUCCCUGACCACCCCGGACGAACGCGUAGAGACCGGGUGCCAGCGGUUGGAGAACUGGGUCAUCCCGUCUCCCACCCUCAGAACCUGA
Molecule: messenger RNA, 1185 nt
Organism: Geodia barretti
Lineage: Eukaryota; Metazoa; Porifera; Demospongiae; Tetractinellida; Geodiidae
Source: the annotation of a GenBank genome assembly